AUGGAAAUAAGAAAUAACUUGGAGGAUUCAUCAUCGUUUCUACUUUCAGGAUCUGUUCGAGAUAAUGUCGUACGGAAAAAAGGAAGACCAAAAAAGUCCACAGCAUCAAGUCUUCCUAAAUCAUCGAACAAUGGAAAUUUGGUAAUGAAAAUAAGAACGAAACCACAAAGCGCCCGUGUGAUAUUGGUACCUCCGAAAUCAAAUGAGAAGGGUGCUGUAAAGAGAAAGAGGGGAAGGCCACCUAAAAAUCGCACAUUAGUUUCACCUAUAUCAUCGAACGUAGAAGUUGCCGUACCAAGAAUGAGAGGAAAGCCACCAAAAUAUCAUUCAGAUAUAAUACCAUUUAAUAGUAAAAGUGUUAUGCCUAAAAGGAGAGGAAGACCACCAAAAAGUCGUGCAAUAUCAGAACCUUCCGAAACAUCAAGCAAUGAUAAAAGACAAAUAAGGACACCUAAAUAUAUCAAAAAGGAAUUUGGUACUAAUUCUCGAAUUCAAGUAAAAUGCCCACGAAGUGAAUCUAGGGUAGUAUCAGUGCUCAUUGAACAGAAAGCACCCUACAUGAUUAAUGAAUGCAACUCUAUUGAUUCUAACGAUAAUGAGAAAACGGAAGCAUUUACUCAAGUCAAUGAGCCCGUAGAACCCUCAGCAAUCAUUUGGUUGCCAAAACAAAAUGAGAGUACAGGAGCAUUUCGCAUUGGAGCUAACGACGUCCUGAUGGGUAUUAAUCGAAAUAACAGUUAUAUUGAAGAUACUUUAAAUUCUAUAACCGAACAAGAAAAUGUUUCGGAUCAUUCUCUGGCAUUCGAUGCUCCUUCAGUUAAUAUACUUGAUCCAUGGUUUGAUUCUUAUUUCGGGUUUUCUACAUUUAACGAUGAUCUUGUCUAG
Molecule: messenger RNA, 885 nt
Organism: Cetraspora pellucida
Lineage: Eukaryota; Fungi; Glomeromycota; Glomeromycetes; Diversisporales; Gigasporaceae
Source: the annotation of a GenBank genome assembly